UCAGAGAAGAACUUUUCUUCUGCCUCUUCCUCCUCUGGUGGCUUUUGUCUCUCUGUGAGUGGCCCCGUGGCAGUAAGACCGACAGUUAGUUUAGCACAGCCAAGAGUCAUACUGCCACAACUAUAGUCGUGGUCCUCAGGAGAAUAUUGCCCACCCACUACUGGAUCAAGAUGCUACGACGGAAACCAUCCAACGCAUCUGAAAAGGAGCAGCCCCAGGUGCAAAAGAAGAAGCUGACUCUGCAAAGGUCCAGCAGCUUCAAAGACUUCAUGAAGCCAAAGCCGUCGGCACCCAUAGUGAGCUCUGAGGCUACACUGGAUGAAACGCAGCUGGAGGGUGCACCACCGGAGGAUUCAGGGAAAAGUAACGGGAAACUGGGAAAGAAAUGGAGAAAUGUCAUAACUCGCACAAUGACCCGUAAAACCUCCAAGAUGGUACAGAAAGCCCUUGCAGAGGGGAAUGAGAGUGGGGAGGAUGGCUCUAAGUCUCCCAUGUCUCCAACUGACUGGAUUCCAGAUCUCACUGCUGGGAACAGAACGUCUGUGUGCUCCAACAGCUCAGAGGACACAAUACACAACCCUCUCUCGCGCCAGCUCUCUGGAUGUGCUGACAGGCAGAGUCUGGACAGUGGCUUCAGCCAGAGAGACAGUAUGAGACUGGAGGACAGCACCUACACAGGGCCCUUCUGCGGCAGAGCCCUCGUCCACACUGACUUCACCCCCAGCCCCUAUGACAUCGAAUCCCUCAAACUACAGAAAGGAGACAUCAUCCAGAUCAUUGAGAAACCACCAGUAGGCACCUGGACUGGUAAACUCAACAACAAAGUGGGCUCCUUUAAAUUCAUCUACGUCACAAUACUACCAGAGGAGGACACACCACCAAAGAGGAAGCGAUGCCGGAGUCAAGGACGCAAGAACAAGCCCAAACCACAAACCUUGGAGGAAGUUCUGGAGAGAAUAGGCCUAACUGAGCUGGGAUCUCUCCUGUCCAUGCACGGCUUCCAGAGUUUGGAGGAUUUCAGAGGUCUGAAGGAGUCCCAUAUGAAUGAACUAAACAUUACUGACCCCGAGCAACGUGUGAAGAUACUGAAAGCAACAGAAUUGUUUCAUGACUCGGAGGACGAAUCUGAUGCAGAGGAGCAAAAGACUGAAAUGCCACGGGACUCGGGUUGUUACGAAAGCACAGAGAACCUGGCAAAUGGACGUGAGGAGCCCCAGGUGGAAUCCCAACCAGAGCCGGAGACUGAUCCGGACACAGAAACAAAGCUCAAUGCGAUUCAGGAACAAUUGGAGGAGAUGAAGGUGGAGGAGAGUCCUGAGAGCCCAACAGAGUGAAGCCACCAGAAUGUUCUUUUGAUCUCUCUGAUGGAGAGUGUCAUAUCCACGUGCUGGAUUAAAUUCAUGAAAAAAAAACUUUGAUAUGCACAGCCCAUACAGAAGCCAAUAGGUCUUCUUAGAAGAUGGUAUAGAGAUCUUGAAGGUACCAUCAUUUAUUCUCACUGAGAUUAUUGUUCAGGAAGACCCAAAAAAUCUGGAAACUGAAACAAAGUUGUAGGAUUUUGAAAAACAGACUGCAUGAAGUGAUAUUCCAUGGAUUAAACCUACGGCUAUGUUAUUACAUCUUAAAAUAAGAAGAAUGCUGAUACCCCAAAUAUUGAUUUUACUCCGCUUAGGUUAAAUAUUUAAGCCAUUUUUUCUGGUAAAGCGUUGAUGUGCAUGACCUAACUGUGAUUCUCUAAUAUCUGAGAAGUUUCAUCAUCAUCAUCAUCAUACCUUUAGCUAUGAAGUAGCAUUUUAUUUACUACUGUUCUACGGUUUCUGCCGGAAUGAAUGUAUAGAGCAGGGGUUUUCAACCUGUGGGGCGCGCAGUUUUUCAUUCUCACGUAUUUUAAAUC
Molecule: messenger RNA, 1894 nt
Organism: Sinocyclocheilus anshuiensis
Lineage: Eukaryota; Metazoa; Chordata; Actinopteri; Cypriniformes; Cyprinidae
Product: SAM and SH3 domain-containing protein 3-like
Exons: 8
Coding region: 171-1334 (387 amino acids)
Molecular function (GO): protein binding
Source: RefSeq, a predicted model, not a curated record